Messenger RNA from Candoia aspera, 1681 nucleotides. RefSeq names its product proline rich nuclear receptor coactivator 1 (gene PNRC1). Lineage: Eukaryota; Metazoa; Chordata; Lepidosauria; Squamata; Candoiidae. The record is from RefSeq and is a predicted model, not a curated record. Gene Ontology annotation, cellular component: nucleus. The coding region runs from base 198 to 1064 and encodes 288 amino acids. The transcript is spliced from 2 exons.
GGAGUAACAACAGCAGGGCGUUGGGGUGUCUCGGUUCACUCCCCCGCCAUGUUCUCCUGAGAGGAUCUGCUCGCUUAACUAGCGCAGCCUCGUCCGGCUCCAACCGAGGCUCAGCAGUCCUAUCCCCGCGUCCCCGAUCUUUUUUUCCUUUACUCAUCCCUGCCCCUGCGAUUCUGCGUAUAUCCUAAGCCUUCAGUAUGGUGACUACCACAGCGCCUUCGCCGUUUCUAGCCCGUGUGUCAGCUGGUACCGAGGACUCUCGUCAGUUUCCUACGUCCCUUUUUAAACGACUCCUGCGGGCAGACCACAACAGCGAAAGACCCCAGCCCGGCUGCUGUCCAAGCCUGGGACCAAGCGGUAGCGCAAGGCCAGCGCUGAAAAGAGUGAGGCGACGAAGAGGGAAGAUCCGCUCCGCUCCUUCUGGCCUCUUACAGAGCCGCUACCAGCAAUUCCAACAACACCGCGCCGGUUUGGGACGAAGGAACGCCGCGCAGGGGACUCGCAACCGCUGCGAAGUCCCCGCUGCUUCGUCAGACCCCGGACUAGAAACGGGACCUUCCGCCGAGGCAGCUCCGGCACCUUCGCCAAGAACAACCCCCGUCAUUACAAACAAACCCUUCAGGAAAGAGUUGUUCAAAAACAGAAUGGGAAAAUCUGAGAAGGUUCCACUGCCUUACAAUCAGCCUGUUCAUAGUAUACAUCUAUCUGACCAAUCGAAGAGUAACAGACCGAGGAGUAAAUGUAACAUACCACUAAAUAAAUUUCCAUCUACAAAAAAGUGUGAAAAUAAAUUUUGGCAAGAAUCAUUAUCAUCUGAACUCAUUAAAAGGCAGGAGAAAAAGCCUCUGAAAAAUACAGAAAAUUUUAAAGUGAAGAAAUCUAUUUUUCUGAUGGAAGCCAACCAAAAAGAAAAUUAUGCUGGGGCAAAAUUUAGUGAUCCUCCUUCACCCAGUGUCCUUCCAAAGCCUCCCAGUCACUGGGUUGGGAGCACUGUUGAAUUUUCUGACCAAAACAGGAAGAUGAUGGCAGUCCAUUUAAAGACUCUCUUAAAAGUUCAAGCAUAGCUUCUGGAUACUGACAAAGAACAUACCAGCAAUUUGAAUCCAGCCUUGUUGCAUCUAAUUGUGCAAAAGACUGUCUAGUCUUAAAAACAGAAACUUUUCUCUAAUUUUUUUAUGGAUAUGUAAAUAGUGUAUAUCAUGUAAUGUGUAUAUUCAUAUUUUGAGGUACAUUUUAGUUUUGUUAUGAAAGGAUGUAUUUUACAUUGCCCAUGUGGUAGAUGGCUUUUGUACAUAAUAAUGGACAUCUUUUUAAAGUGUGUUUGACACGUGGAAAGAUCUGUCAGCAUUUGCACAAGGUACUGAGAUUUUUGAAAGGAAAAAAAUCUUAAGUUUCAAAUGGAAAUGUGAAAACAUUACUGUUGCACUACUGAAACAAUUUACAGUCUGUGGCACACAAUAUUUUAUUGAAAAAUAAGCUUUCAGAAAGAUGUGAAUCUGUUUGAAAACAAUAUAUGGAGUUAAAUUCAAUUACACCAUACAAAGUUCCAUACAAACUUUGGAAUUUAAUUGACAACACUUGAAACCUAGCACUUAACUAUCUAACGUAAGUAGCAGUGCUAUCUGCCAGAAAUAAUUGGCUAUUUAAAAAUAAAAAAUAAAACAAUUUGGCCUCCCCCUUA